UCGUCCGAGUCCGUCGCGCGGAACAGACGUGGAGGAGAGCGGGGCAGAGCGCGUCCCCACAGUCGCCCGUCCGGUGUCCGCUCCCGCGCUACGCGACGCCCUCCGUGCACGCAGGCGGACAGUCUACCCGCGGUCGCGCGUUCGUGCAUUGUGUGACGCUAGUAGAGAAUGUGGCGUUGUGAGUACACCACCCAAUAUUGUAGUAUCGGCUAAUGCGUUGGCGGUAGUAGAAUGUAGGUGUGUGUGCGUGCGCGUUUUUGCAUGAGUAUCGAGUGAGCUGUCGAGCGAAGCGCCGCACGUCAUUGAUUGCAGUCGAGUCGUACUCUCCGUCGAAAAUGGAAAAAGGCGAGAAGGACGUGUCGUUGGUGAACGGGGGCCGCGAGAAGGCCGAGGAGGCGGGUGGCGGCGGGGCGGAGGUGCCCGGGACGCCCGAACGCCAGCCCUGCCUGCCGCAGGGGGGCGGGGGCGGCGGGGGGCGCGCCGCGCAGGGGCUGGACGAGGUGGACCGCCGGCGCAAGCUGUCCGCCUCCAACAGCGUGGCCAAGAAGCGCGCCAGCUUCGACAAGGGCGCGGGCGGCGGGCGGCUGGGCGCCCGCGUCGAGGCCCGCCUGCGCCGUCGCACCGGCCUCUCGCGCUUCGGCCUCACCGUCUCCGCCGUCAUCCUCGCGCUGCUGCUCGUCUUCCUCAUCGUCAUCGUGGUGCUGGCGUGCACGUGGCCGCAAACGCCGCACGAGCACAUGUUCCCCGUGUGCACGCGCGCCGCCUGCCUGCAAGCCUCGGCUCAGAUCGUGAACAUUUACGUACUUUGGUGACAACACUACCAUACCCAAUGGAUCCAACUACUAAAGAAUGGAAAUUACAGCACUUGUAUGAGUCUUGUAUGCGCCUUGAUAGUAUUGAAACAGAUGGAACAAGACCUUUAAUAAAGUUAAUUUUUGAAUUAGGAGGUUGGAUUGUUCUUCCUGAUUUCCAUCCUGGAGCCUGGAAUAUGGAACGUACUAUAGUUAAAUUAUUUGAAACACAACAGAUCACUCCUUUUUUCCAAAUAGAUGUUGUUCCUGAUCCUCGGAAUCCAUCAAAAAAUAUAGUGAAGAUAAUACCGGGAGGUCUGGAUUUACCUCACAAAAGUUUCUAUUCUCGAACACCUGAUUCCCCAGUGCCUUCUGCCUUCAUGCAGUUCUUACGAGAUAUAGUUGCUCUCUUAGGUGCCAGAAGUAGUGAUGCUAAACGAUUCAGCACAAAUAUGUUCUACUAUCAACAGCGGCUGGCAACUGCAAUGCCAGACAAUAUAGAUAUAGAGGAUCCAGUUGCAAGCAGUCACCGGGACACUAUUGGAAAUCUUCGAGAAAAAGCAGGCUCUAUACCAUUAAUGGAUAUUCUUCAGCUUGUUUUUCCUAAAGCUAUAAUAAAUAAUGAAACUGAAGUACUGGUCCCAUCAUCUAAGUUCAUGAAUACAAUUUCAUCUAUUCUUUCCACAACAGAUAGAGGGCCUUUGAAUGAGUACAUGAUGUGGGUAGUUGCCUCUUCUUAUAUUCCAUAUUUGAAUUUUGAAGUUCGUGACAUAGAGAUGACUUACCAUCGUGUUCUUACUGGUGCACAGGUGCCUGCUGAGAGAUGGGAGACCUGUAUAACAACACUGGAAAAAUAUAUGGGAUUAGCUCUUGCAGCACUUGUGGAGCAAUCUUCCCAUAAUGCUGAGAGAGAUGCCACAAUUAAACAAAUAAACCAAAUGUUUGAUAACAUACGUGAUGCAGUAAGAAGUAGCCUUGCUAAAGCUUAUUGGUUUGAUAAAGAACUUCAAGAAUUAGCUCUUCAAAAGAUAAAUACUAUGUCACUUCAAGUUGGAGUUUCUUCUUCAGUUGUGAAUGAUCAAUAUUUGAAAACAUUUUAUAAUAGGCUUCAGAUACAAAGAAAUGACUUCUUUAGAAAUAUUCGCAAUGCAAGAGAAUUUCAGAUGUCUUACUUAAAUAAGAAGUUAAUGGAGCCUCAAGAGGAAUACAAAUGGAUUGAUGCUGCUGUAGGCAAAAAUGUAGCAUAUAUACCCACGGCAAAUAAAAUUGUGGUGCCUCAGUGGAUGCUAUCUCCUCCACUUUAUAAUCCACAGUACCCUACGUCUGUACAAUAUGGUGGUUUAGGAGUCGAAAUUGCUUAUGCCGUAGUAUCUGCUGUUUUACCACCGAACAUUCUAUUUGAUGGUGAAGGAGUGUUGCUCAAUGAAAACAGCACAGUUGUGAAUCAUUCAGCAACAACUGUAAGGAGAGCCAAAGCAUUUGUUGUCAGAGAUGUGGUGCAAAAUGGAAUAGCAAGUCAAGAUGUAGCAAAUAAAACUGCUUUAACGUCUGUGAUUCACAUUGCAGCGUUGCGUCAAGCUCACAUGAGUCUGUGCUCGAAAUCCACUCCACAACAGAUGGAUAUUGAUCUUACAACUAGUCAGCAUUUGAACGGUAGUCAAUUGUAGGUAUCAUAUGUCAAUACACUUUUACCCAAGAACAAUAUUUUGAGUCUCCAAAUUAGGAAUUUUGGAAUUUUACAGGAGACAAAAAAAGGAGGCAUUCCAGAUAGGAAGGGUGAACUUGUUACAAACAAGAUAGCAAAGCAAGGUAUCAUAACUUGGGAAAGUGAAUCUUGAAAUGCAACGUGUAUUUGCAAAGUUUUGUUGAACCUUCUAAGACUGGGAAUGAUUUGGGAGUGAUUUUAUCUCAGGACCUUAAAUUGAAAAACAAUGAGCAGUCAUCAUCAAAAAAAAAAAGUGAAUGUUCACUAUUCACUGAGGUGGAACUUUUCUACUAUGGAUGUUGAAUUGCACUUAUGCGAGACCUAUUAAGGAGAACAGAAGUGUGGUCUGAUCCCCUGACUACUAAAAAGGCAUUUCCUUCUUGAAAAAAAUGUAGAAAAAUAGCAAAAAUCUCUCAGAUUAUUGACAACUAGAAACCAUCAAAAUGUGAAACUCUCGAAAAGAGUAGUUAUCACAGAGUCUUCGUAAAAUUCUUCAAACGAACAUGAACACAUGCAUGCAUACACAAUCAUUGCAUACACUUCUUUUUUAACAGGGUCAUGAACAAGUGGAACAAUUUUUCUGUGUAUGUUAUAAACAUUGUGGCAUCCUUCGAGAGAUGCUUGAAGACUAGGGGUGACAUAAAAAAAAUAGUUGAGCUAAAUAAAAAAUACGUUGAGUUCACCCUUGCAGCCCAGAAUGCCUCAAAUAUACUUUAAUUAUUUUUUUUAGUUUGUAAUGUGAAAAUAAAAUGUUACCAAACAAAGUUGUUUUUUUAACUUCACUUGUUUGAAAGUCCAUUAAUUUCAAAUUAAGAAAUAACUUAAUUUUGGAUUAAAAAUUGAGAUAUGUUAUUGUUUCUUAAGAGUAAAUAUACAAUAAGAAUCAAGUUCGACUGAAAUACUUUCUCCUUUCAGAUUGCCAGCGGUUCUGAAACAAU
Messenger RNA from Gryllus bimaculatus (two-spotted cricket), 3434 nucleotides. The record is from the annotation of a GenBank genome assembly. NCBI's taxonomy places the organism in Eukaryota, Metazoa, Arthropoda, Insecta, Orthoptera, Gryllidae.